Molecule: messenger RNA, 752 nt
Organism: Pieris brassicae (large cabbage white)
Lineage: Eukaryota; Metazoa; Arthropoda; Insecta; Lepidoptera; Pieridae
Gene: Spase25
Product: signal peptidase complex subunit 2
Exons: 5
Coding region: 117-671 (184 amino acids)
Biological process (GO): protein targeting to ER
Cellular component (GO): signal peptidase complex; membrane
Source: RefSeq, a predicted model, not a curated record
CAUUAGUCAGUUGUCAAAAAAAUUAUGACAUUACUUCGUUUCGUAGCGUGUAUUUGUAUCUUUUAAGUAUUCUAGUAUUUUUCAUAAACAUUAAAGAAUUUUUAUAACUUAAAAAAAUGGGUGAAUCUAAUGAGACAGUGAAGAUAAACAAAUGGGAUGGAGCCGCCGCUAAAAAUGCUAUAGAUGAUGCUAUUAGAGAGGUGCUAACUGGAGAUUUAAAAUGUAAUGAAAGUUUUGCACUUAUUGAUGGAAGAUUGUUUCUUUGUGCUCUGGCUGUAGGAGUUGCACUUUAUGCACUGCUAUGGGAUUAUCUUUAUCCUUUUCCACAAUCAAGAUUGGUCCUUAUUGUGUGCGUGUCAUCAUAUUUCAUUUUGAUGAGUAUUUUGACUCUAUACACAACAUUUAAGGAGAAAGGAAUAUUUGUAGUUGCAAAGGAAAAAGUUGGAAACAAUACCAGAAUUUGGGAAGCCAGCUCUUAUGUAAAAAAGCAUGAUGACAAAUACAACUUGGUUAUUGUAAUGCGUGACUCCACUGGCAAGAGUCGGGAAGCGUCAUUCAACAAGUCUUUUGCUAACUAUAUCGAUACAAAUGGUGCAGUUGUUCAAACUAUUGUGACAAAUGAAAUCACAAAACUUUACAACUCACUAUCUUCAGAGAAGAAAGAAAAGUGAUACCAUGAUCUUUAUGCAUUUAAUAUUAUUUGAAAUUAAGCAAACAUUUGUGUAAACUUAUGAAUAAAUGCUGAGAAUAUA